UACAGUUCGAAGGACCAUAACACUUGACAUCAAUAACGAACGACUACCUCAGAUCUAUGACGGAUAUCUUGUAUUAAAAAUUCUGCAAGGGUUCAUCAGUUCUUUCAAUAAUUCCAUAUGAUUUUUUUUUUCUUGUUUUUUUUUCUCCAGAGUGCCCUUGGAUGUUACAAGAAGGCCCACAACUGGGCGUCUAGGGACGAGGAUUUGGUAUCAGCGGCGAAAAACAUGGCAACAACGUCUUCGAGACUAGCUACGCUUAAGAUGGCAACCGGAUGUGUUUCUGACCAAAAGGUGAUUCACGAAUACUUCAAAGAUGCUCUGCAGUACUUCGGCAAAGCUUUUCCCAAAAGAAACUGCAAAGGACAAGCCUGGGCCAAACAUCUGGAGAAGUCAAUUCAGGAUUGCCUACAUGAAAUCAGAACUUGGAUCGAACCUAAGGAUGAAGCCGAUCGGAUAGUUGCUCUGACUGAAUACUUGGAAUACCUACCUUCAUGUGGCGCCAAAGUUGAGGGGUAUCUUUACAUUGCAACCAUCUAUUUCAAGAAAGGCAAAGAAGUCUUGAAGUUUGACGAAUAUGAAAACUGCCAAGGGUACUUGAAGGAUUGUCGCGUUCCUUUGGGGGAGGCAGAGAGGAUGUGUGAUAAUGUAGACCCAAUCAUUCGUUUGGAUGUCACUGCGUUGAAGAAGAAUGUAGAGUACCACGAAGGCCUUGUCAGGAGGUCAAUAGCCAGAGCAAGAGAUGCAGAAGCGCGUCAACAACGGGAACUAGCGGAGGCUAAGGAGAAGGAGAUUGCGAUAGACCAACUGAAGGCUGAUAUAAAAACACUAGACCUUCUCUUGAAGUUAUCCAUCGGAGACUUCGUCAAGCAAGUCUAUCAAUUGUGGCCUCCUAAGGGUACUAAGGAAACGAAGCCUUCCUUGACGUCAUCAACAUCGUCGUCGUCGUCGCAGAAGAAGCUACUGAUCCGAGCCAUCAGCGAUUAUCACCCGGACAAGGUUGAUAAGAGCGUCCAUGGUAUCAAAUGGCAGUUACUCUCAUGUGAAAUUACCAAAUGCCUGAGCAUGCGAUUAGCCAAAAUUAAGUAACAGAGCAACGGCGGCAUGAUCUUCGAGAAAUCAACUAUAUAUAGGCCUACAAGCUUUGCUUCUUAAAUAGGUUCUCGAUAUUUCACAUUAUUUUUCUGUUAUUGUCUAUCAUUGUUUUUUUUUUUAUUAUGCAGUCUCUUUUUAAAUCUUAUGUAUGAACGACCAAUAAAACAAAACAAACAAGUUCAUUGCCUGUUUGUUUGUCCUAUAGAAAUCAUGUUCAGAUUAUGUAAAACGUCAUUAUAAUGUUCUUAUAUGUUAAUAGGUGAUGGACAAGGCUGGAUUUGGGGGGGGGGGGGGCUGAGGUUAAUUUUUCGAAAUUCCUUGCUAUCGUGUUUCAUACAUUAUAUCUUCCUUGACAGGGCAGAAUAUCAAAUUAGACUCCACUAUCAGAUAUAUCCAAAUUACACGAAACUUUGUUCCUGUCACCUACUUUUCGUUCCGUGUUCCUUUCAACAUAUUAUUAUUUCUUUUGUUUUGUUAGAAUAGAAUAUUGACUGUGACAUGUUAUCGUUCGUUUUACGCCCAUGCUUACAUACGAGCAUGGAACGCCCUCGACCAGCAGUCUGUAUUAGCCCCAUCUGUUAAGAACUUUGGAAACACGCUUUAGCAUGUACCACCUGCCAUACAUGUUACCGACAUGCGAAAUACCGCCCUGCUGACUCCAAUUUCAGAAGAUUCAGAAGAAUGAUAUAUAUUUAUAAAACACCAACAUUUGAGGUAUAGAGGAAUUAGAUUUCCAUGAUUUAUCGGGGCUUAACUUCAAGGAACCAUAUUAACGAAAUUCUGUAUUAUUGUACUGAUUUGCCAAAAGGAUGUAGAGGAUGGUGAUCUAGGAGGAGCAAUUGACAUUCAGCUAAAAGAUGAUCUUUUUUUUUUUGUCAUGGGCCGGUUAUAACAAUGUUCAUUUUCUGUUGUGGGAUGGACAGGGGCUGUCCUUAUAGAUCAUAUACUCUAAUCUUAACAACUGAAUCAUUCAUACUCCUUGUAAAUUUGAUCUCUUAUACUCAAGAAUGAAAGGUGGGCUGGUUGAAUUAGGGCCUUUGUUAAAUACUUAUAGAUUCAAGCUUUAAAUAUGUGACAUUCUCAACAAACAUAAAUCGGGGCAAAUCAAUUUUUUACAUACUGUUAAAAAAUUGCAAAACUUAGUAAGGGUAUGAUGUAUGACAGAAAAGUACUUGUGUGUAAUUCUGUAUACAUGUACACUGUAUGAGAAUAAUGCAAUGUGUGAAUAAAAUUAUUUUGUAUUCACGUGGUGCACUUUCUAAUAACUACUUUUUUUGCAAUUGGCCUUAAAAUAGAAGGUAUACAAGAUGAUAUAAACAUUUAAUGAAAAUUGAAGUAUCCAGUAUUGUGAUUUCAA
Strongylocentrotus purpuratus (purple sea urchin) is the source of this 2449-nucleotide messenger RNA. RefSeq lists its product as uncharacterized. The coding region runs from base 118 to 1086 and encodes 322 amino acids. Lineage: Eukaryota; Metazoa; Echinodermata; Echinoidea; Camarodonta; Strongylocentrotidae. The record is from RefSeq and is a predicted model, not a curated record. The transcript has 5 exons.